CAAACCGGUGUGCUCGGAUACAUGCUGUAGCUGCUCGCCCGCACUGCAGAUUAACUCUUACCAUGCCGGGAGAUGCAGCGAGACAUGGAAAGGAUUGAUCAGAAUUUCCCCUGACCGAAGCUCGCAUUACAACUCUUUAGCCAGCAACCACUCUCCCUGGGGAUCGCAAGGACGCCUCCUAAACUCAGCUCAUUCCUCAACCUGCCACACAGUGUGGACUGAGGCCAGGCACUGUAGAAAUGGGGCAAAACAUAAGGAUGCGCACUGAAGAGGCCGAAAGAAGAGUGUGCUUUUGAACGUUAUGCCUGUUCUUCUAAAGGAGAAAAGCUGUGGGAAACUGUAGAAAACUCAAAGCUCUGAAGAACACAGACCACACAGUAUGAGCUUUCCCAUGUAUGGUGACAGGGGCUGAAGUUGGCCACACAUUCCUGUGUGUGUAUCACACUGUUUUGAGGAGAAUUGAACUUCAGCAGGCCUCCCCUCCGGUCCAGAGGGAGGUUGUGCCCUUUGGGUUUCCGGAUGCAGAACAUCCUCGAUCAAAACUUAGACAUGGCCACGGCUCUUCUUGCCGGCGAGAAGCUGAAGGAGCUGAUCCUGCCGGGCUCCUCUCAGGAUGAGAGGGGCGGGCUACUGGCUGGCCUCUUGGUGCAACUCAAACUGGAGCUGCCCUUUGAUCGCGUUGUCACUAUAGGGACGGUCAUCAUCCCCAUCCUGCUGGUCACCCUCGUCUUCACAAGGAACUUUGCAGUUUUACAAUGGAUGAUUGCAACAGAUAUUUCAGAGGAGUCCAUAUACUGUUACACACCGCACAACUUCACCAGGGACCAGGCACUGUAUGCAAGAGGCUACUGCUGGACAGAGCUGCGGGAUGCUGCACCUGGUGUGGAGUCUCACCUUUGGCCUUCACUAUUUGAACACAAGUUCCUGCCCUAUGCCCUGCUUGCCUUCGCUGGAAUCAUGUACAUUCCUGCUUUGGGCUGGGAGUUCCUUGCCUCUACGCGGCUCACUUCAGAGCUCAAUUUCCUGCUUCAAGAAAUAGAUAACUGCUAUCAUCGAGCCGCUGAGGGCCGAGCCCCAAAGAUCGAGAAACAGAUACAAUCCAAAGGACCUGGCAUAACUGAGCGAGAGAGGAGGGAGAUCAUAGAGAACGCAGAGAAGGAGAAAAGCCCAGAGCAGAACCUGUUUGAGAAAUAUUUGGAGAGACGAGGCCAAAGUAACUUUCUUGCUAAGCUUUACCUGGCACGCCACCUGGCUAUUAUCUGCCUCAGUUCCAUGCCAAUUUCCUACCUGAGCGCCUACUAUGCCCGACAAAAGCAAAAUGAGUUCACCUGUGCGCUAGGUGAGCCCCCAGACAUUAGCAGCUAUUACGAGCUGAAGCUCAGGGUCAACUGUAAGCUGCCUGCGGUGCAGCUGCAGCGCAUCAUGGCAGCAGUAGAUAUCUCUCUGCUCUGCACUAUGAACCUCAUCAUCCUGCUUAAUUUGCUGCACUUGUUUGUGAUGCGCAAGUCCAACUUUGUAUUUGACAAACUGCAUAAAGUUGGCAUUAAAACACGGCGGCGCUGGCAGAAAUCUCAGUUCUGUGACAUCAACAUCCUGGCCAUGUUCUGCAACGAGAACAGGGACCACAUCAAGUCGCUCAACCGGCUGGACUUCAUCACCAAUGAGAGUGACCUCAUGUAUGACAAUGUGGUCAGGCAGCUGCUGGCUGCACUUGCACAAUCUAACCAUGACGCUACACCCACUAUGAGGGACUCUGGGAUACAAACAAUCGAUGGGAACAUGGACCCCUCUGAUCUUGGAAUGGGAGAGAUGGCUGGGGAGCCGCUGGUCAUCAAACGGCCCCGCAAGAAGAUGAAAUGGAUCCCAAGCUCAAAUCCUCUUCCUCAGCCUUUCAAGGAACCCCUUACCCUGACACGUCUGGAAAAUAGCACAAAGCCUGAAAAACCCAAACCCGUCCGACGAAAGGUGGCAGACAGCUUCAUUGCACCACUCCUGGAUACCAAGAGCACACAAUAUCCUGCAAUAAAAGAUUUGAGUGGGAUGGAGAAAAAGCACCCUCGCAACUUCUCUCUGGACAUCCACCCAUACAUGCUGACCAUUCGUAAGCCCAAGGUGGAGGCAGCAACUGCAGAGCCUCUGCCCUCAGUGCACAACCUGGAUACAGCGUACCUUGAAGGCACCCACACUAUUGUUCAUGUGUCGGGUGCAAUUACAGAAACUAAGGUUUGCUCUCCAAAAUCAACCAACACUGCCUUUUCUACGAUGACCCUGCCCACCACUACUUAUGUAAAUGGCGUGAGCCCAAACCCACCGUCCAGCGAGGACCCCCUCAGUCCUAAAUCCUCUCCUCCUCCUCCCCCUCUUCCUUCUCCUCCUCCUCCUCCUCCUCCUCCUCCUCCUCCAAGGGAUCCUCUCACUCAGACGGAAAACCCUGAGUGUCAGCCACCACCCCUGACCAGAGCACCUACACACCAGCUGAUGAGCAUACAUCAUACUCUGUUUGAGGGAGAAGAGGAUGAAGAACACCGUAGGGACAGACUGGCCGAGAGACCCGGGGAGCUCAUCACCGCUGGGGAAUGUUGAAGGAGGAGAAGAAGAGGGACGCUGAACAAGAUUCCUCUCGCCGAAACUACACUCUGCGCACAUGACCACCAUGUCAAUCACUUCCUAUCGACAGCCACCUCUACUCUUUAAAUUAACUCACACACUUCUGUGAUGGGUCGAUGGGACAUUGAGGACAUGACAUGGAACUCUAGUAGUCGUAAAAGCGAAAUGACUCAACUUUUAGAUGGUAAAAUUAAUCAGAGGGCAUUAGACAAACGUAUUUGUAUUUGAUAAUGUUGACCAGAGUACUGCUGUAGGAAAUGAUGUCACAUUCAUGUCUCAGGAUGACUGUGUACAGCUAAACAUCCUCAAGUGAAACCAGCAGUGGUAUAAUUCAACACGGUGCUACAGAGCAAGGUCAAACAGCUAUAUUAAAAAAGAGCAGCAAUGAGAAAUGAGUGAGCUUUCUAAAAGAGACACACACCUUAAAAGAAGACUGCAUUACAGCUUCAAACUAUAUGUAUUUCAAACACAUAUGAUAGCGCUUAGUCCCUUUAUCCCAAUAACCAAGUAGAAAGGUAGCUCACGCAAUACAGUUGAGAUCUGCACAAUUAAUAUGCAAAAGAUCACAAUAUAUUUGUGGCAAUAAUGUAUGCGCUUACGGCAUCGUAUCUCACAGAACGCUAUAUACAUGUAUAGACACUGUAUAUGACUCAGUGUUUAUGGGGAAAUUAUAACACAUGUUUCAUGGCUUUAUCGUUGCCAUUUCACCGUUGAUUAGAAACGUGUAUCAGAUCUUGACUCAACUAUAUUUGCACGUCAUUAAUAAUAGGUAAAUUGGAAUAAUUAUAUAAAGGAACAGCAUAAGAACAGACUCGACAAUGAAAGGGUGGCGUUGUGAGGUGACGUGCAACUACAAUAUUGCUCAGAGAAACUGUCAGAAUUGUCUAAUAGGUGCCAGACAUCUAAGACAGAAAUACAGUGUUGUGGUUGUUUUCUUCUUGAAGACAUUAAAAGCAGCUCCAAUAUAAUGAAUGGAGCUGGACACACUGUUAAAGUAUGUGACUAUUGUGUUCUGCUGGCUCCUCGUGGGAGUGCUGUGAUGUGAUGUGAUGUGAAUGAAGUGAUGAGUAGAUGUUAAAUCCUUUCUUACUGGAAGGUUUAUGACUUGAUGACGAAGUUUUUGAUUGCCAUCUGCUGUCUCCAACACAAUCUAAAUUUAUGUUGGUAGUUUGGUAGCCCUGUCUUACAUUGUGCCAACAUCCGCUAUGAAGGACUUAUAGUUACAAUGGUUGAUCUGUAAUUUGUAGUAGAAACCAAGCAUAUAGGAUAUGUUAGCACUUUUCACAGGGAACGAGUGAGUGGACAAGGGGAUGGGUGCCUACCACAACCUCUCCAGACACAUUUCUUGCAGGUGCAUACAUUAAUACAGGAACUUCAAUAAAGGAACUGCCAGCACUCACUUACACACCAAUAUGACAUCUACUGUAGAAGACAUUAGUGCUGUCAUCAGGGGCUUACCUACAAUAUAAGUAGACAUAUGCAUACUAUACACAUCUUUUUAUCUUGGGCAUUCAGUAAGCAUACACUUGUGAUGAGAGACAGAGUCAUUUGUAUCACUUCCACUUAUAUUUAGGUGGAAAUAACACAUAAUCCACCUUAUUGUCAUGUUGGCUCAAAAUCCCCUUGUUAGACUGCUCAAGCACACUAAAUGCAUCCAAAAGCACUUUAAGACUUGUAGCACGAGUGGGUGUUAGAGCAUGUUAUAUGUUGAAACACAGCUCUGCUUAUAACUGACUUUUUCUGUGUAGAUUUUAACAUUGAGACAGUCGAGGAGGUAAAUCUGUGACAGUCUUAAUGCUACGGGAAACGUGGGGUGGGGGAAGAGUCCAGACUUUGAUUGUACUGUGUGAAAUGUUAUAACGGAAAGUCAUUAAAAACAUUUUCACUAUCAAAAUAAA
Molecule: messenger RNA, 4505 nt
Organism: Cottoperca gobio
Lineage: Eukaryota; Metazoa; Chordata; Actinopteri; Perciformes; Bovichtidae
Gene: panx2
Product: pannexin 2
Exons: 7
Coding region: 520-2583 (687 amino acids)
Biological process (GO): positive regulation of interleukin-1 production; monoatomic cation transport; cell-cell signaling
Cellular component (GO): plasma membrane
Molecular function (GO): wide pore channel activity
Source: RefSeq, a predicted model, not a curated record